AGCUCGAUGAUAACACAUGAGCGGUACGCCAGCUGACAACAGGAUGAUUUAAAAUCAGUCGGGAAUUAUACUACAGGUCACUGAGAAGCAAACCAGCAGAUGCAGUAGACGGCUGGCGCCAUGGCCUCAGAUGCAAGUCACAUGUUAGAAGCAGCCUUGGAACAAAUGGAUGAUAUUAUUGCUGGUUCCAAGGCUGCAGUGGGGUUCAGUAACGGGCUGUAUGAUCUGGGCUCUCCUGUGAGCGUCGGGCCCCUGCCGGUUCUCAAGCUGGCUGAGGAGCUGAGACUGGCACUGGAGCUGCAGGCCGGGGACAAGGACCGCAACUCCCUGCGCUCCCAGCUGCCCUGCACCACCGCACAGACCCUCACUGAGUGGCUAGAGAAAGGACCGGUUAACCUCCAGUGCUCAAGCAACAAUGAGACCUAUCAAGAGCGGCUGGCGAGAUUAGAAGGGGACAAAGAGUCUCUGGUUCUCCAGGUGAGUGUUCUCACUGACCAGGUUGAAGCUCAAGGAGAAAACAUUAGAGAUCUGGAAAGUUCCCUGGAAGAACACCACCACAAACUCAUUUCUACUGAGGAAAUGCUCCAACAGGAGCUCCUCAGCCGAACCUCACUGGAGACACAGAAACUGGAACUCAUGGAUGAAGUUUCCUAUCUGAAACUCAAGCUAGUCGGCAUGGAGGAGGAACACAACCACAUUGAUGAACAGGAGCAACAUCAUAAAGCCGAGAAUGUGGUUAAUCUAAUUAGUGAACUACAGGAGCAGAUGUGUAAAUUCCAGGAGGAAAUCAGCAAUCGCAUCCAGGAGCAGCGAGCCCUGGAGAGCCUGGGGGACAGUGGCACACGCGAGGCUCUCGACCAGAGCCCCGAUGUGGGCCUUGGUGCCUCUGAUGCUGAGGAAUGCAGCUGCUGCUGUAGAAGUGGAGGAGAGAAUGCUUUGUUACAAGAGCUUCGCCUUCUUAAGAGCAAAGUUGAAGAACUGGAGGGUGAGAAAUCACAAUAUGAAAGGAAGCUCAAAGCCACUAAGCUUUCUAUCACCUAUUCCCUCCAUGUCUGUUACCAGUCGCUCAUGACCAAGCUUUCUACACUGAAGCUCACGGUCGAGCACACUCAGGUAGAACGACAGCAUUGGGAGGAGCGCUGUCGGACAGCUCAGACUGAGAUUGCCAAACUCCAGCAGCUGCUUGCUACGAAGAAUGCUGAAAUCGAGUGUCUACAGAAUCAGCUUCUGUCCCGAGGAACCAUCAACAAUGACAUCACAGAGAGAGCGAGAGAUCAAGAGCUGCAGAGGUUAAAAACUGGAAUGGAGACGCUAAUAGCUGCCAAUAAUGAAAAGGAUCGACACAUAGAGGAACUCCAUCUUCUGUUGGUCCAAUACAGAAAAUUGAAGGACAGCGUGGCCCUUUCUCCAGUGACCAACGAUAUGUUGCUGUCUGGCAGCAGUGAAGAAGAUCUUAAUGGCACUCGAAAAAUAAGAGGCCCGACGCAUAAAGCAUACUCUGACAUUGUCAGAUCAGAGCUACAGAUGUCUUCCCGAGGCCCGUCACCACUCCUGGUCUCUCCUCCGUGUUUACAGAGGGAACUGGACUCCAGCUUUCGCAGUAUACAGCCCUCCAUGGAGACCUCGAUGGUAUGCAUUGGCGACUUGGGCUUUUACAGCAGACAAUGGUCAAUGCCACGGAUGCUGUCCACCAGCUUGGAAGAACUCCAAAGUGGAAGCUUACAGAUGCAUGUAGUGGGCCAACCAGUAGAGGCUGUUUUAGAGAACCGAUAUAAUCCUGAAAAUAACAAAUACCAGACACUUCCGGGCAAGUUUAGUCGUCCAGAGCAGAAUGGAGUGAGAUUGCAGCCGUCUUCCCCACUGCAACUGUCUCCUGAUGAAAGUGAGGACAGCGAAUUCAACCUGAAUCGCUGCCGAAGCGCCAGUGCUCCAGCUUUAGUACCACGGGGAAAGCAUGAUCAGUUUGUGCUUGGAAAGGCAGAGAAGACAGAUGACUCGACCUUGUCUGACCUUUCACCCAUGUCGUCUGGAGUAGAAUCAGGUCAGCAGUCUCCUGUUUCACCAGAGCACAAGAAGAACCAGAAAGGCAUUCUAAAACUGUGGGGAAAGAUCAGGAGAACCCAGUCAGGCAGUCUUCCUGCAGACGGUUCUGAUUCUGACUUCAAGCGAGGGGGUUUCAGGGCCACAGCCGGCCCUCGACUCACCUGCUUGGGCACCAGAGUCUCAGCACGACAAGCUGACCUGGCAGAAUACGCUCCCAACCUGAGAGGCAGCGGAGUGCAUGGAGGACUCAUAAUCUUGGAACCUCGUUUUAACUCAGACACACUGGCGAUGCUCCUGAACAUCCCCCCUCAGAAGACUCUGCUGAGGAGGCAUCUGGCCACUAAUUUCAACAUGCUGGUGGGCUCUCAGGCUCAGUGGGAGAAACAAGAGUACCUGGAAUCAUCAGGCUACACGCCGCUAACCACCACCGCUAAAGUCCGGCCACGUAAAAUAGGUUUCUCCAGUUUUGGCCACCGUAAGAAGCGCACUCACGACUCCACUGACUACAUCUGCCCUCUGGAUGCUUCACAAGCCCAGGCCCUGCUCAAUGGGGCCAACUGGCCCUACAGCGGCUUCAGGGGCCUGAGCCCCAUCUUUGACAGGGACCCAGAGAGACAGGAGCAGGUGGGAGCUCUACAGAUCUGAUGCUCUGCUAGCCGUCACCGCUGAGCUUGCAGCCAAUAACCCUCCACCCAUAUCCCACAAAACCCAUGACAAGUUCACAACGACACCUGUGCCAUUUUAUAACAUCCCAACAUCCCUCAUUGACGGACACAAGACAGCAGUAUGGACACUGCAGGAAGACAUGGAUCCAAGGGUUUAGUAAUGUAAAUGACAUCAUCUCACAAAGGCAGCAGGGUUUAAGAGAACGCUUUUCCCAGAAUAGUGCCAUUUAUCCUGUGAUGGACAGUCGGAUACAUUUGACUAUAUAAUUUUUCUGUGAAUCGUAAAAAAAAAUGUAUUAUGAGAUUUAUCUAACAAGUAUUCCAUUUUUGUAACCUAACAUCUACUUUGUGCUGUUUUAAAAGACAGUGUGUACAAUUUUGUGCAACAUUUGCAUAUUUUAGGGAUUAAUUUAAUGGUAUAUUUAUGGUGAAUUUUUAAAAAGCAUACAGACUACUAUUAAAUGUUCAGCAGCACAUUUUAAAUAAUCAGACGAGGUUAUUUUCAUACAAUAAACUGCACAGGAGUAUUUUUACAGGUAGAAAUCUUGCCUCUUCAGUCGAAGAUACUGUAACGAUAUAUAACCCAAAAUAUCGUUACAUAAUCAAUAAACCUCCUCAAUCACAGUGAUAUUUGUUUUGUUUGUUAACACACAGAAUAGCUAUAUCCCCCCCCUUUAUUUUAUCAUUGUCCUUUUUUUUUUCUUGAUGAAUGUUUUCUUGGCUGUAUAUGAUUUCAAAAAUAAAUCAUCUUGCAACACAUGUUUAA
Molecule: messenger RNA, 3474 nt
Organism: Sinocyclocheilus rhinocerous
Lineage: Eukaryota; Metazoa; Chordata; Actinopteri; Cypriniformes; Cyprinidae
Product: liprin-beta-2-like
Exons: 27
Coding region: 121-2688 (855 amino acids)
Biological process (GO): neuromuscular junction development
Cellular component (GO): presynaptic active zone
Molecular function (GO): protein binding
Source: RefSeq, a predicted model, not a curated record